Molecule: messenger RNA, 1802 nt
Organism: Lycium barbarum (goji berry)
Lineage: Eukaryota; Viridiplantae; Streptophyta; Magnoliopsida; Solanales; Solanaceae
Exons: 4
Coding region: 212-1549 (445 amino acids)
Source: RefSeq, a predicted model, not a curated record
UUUUCGUACAUUCAAAAAAGGAAAAAGAAAAAAAACAGGUAGCAGAGUGCCAUUGGAUGCUUUAUUCUUGACUCUGCAACUCUUUGUUUUUUUUUUUUAACUUCCUGAUAAUGAUGAAGUACUAAACUUUGCAUAACCCCUUUUUUAUAUCUCCUUUUCUAAGGAGCUGAAUCUUGAAAACAAACUUUUGAUAUCUUUUUGAAAAAAAAAAAUGGGAGGGCCUGUUAUAGAAAGUAGAGGAGGUAGUGUAGUUUGGGUGCAAAGACAAAAUGGAACAUGGUGGCCUGGUAGAAUAUUGUGUAGUAAUGAAAUCCAAACUUGUGGGAUUCUUUCUCCUACUAACUCCACUUCAAGAUUUCCCAUUAAGCUUCUUGGUCGAGCUAAUGCUUCUGUGUAUUGGUACAAUUUGGAGAAGUCUAGACGCGUAAAGGCAUUUCGAUGUGGUGAGUUUGAUGGUUAUAUCAAAAAGGCUGAAUCGUCCAAGACUUUUACCAAUACUAAAAGCCUGAAAUAUGCACAUCGAGAAGAUGCCAUUCUUCAUGCUCUUGAACUUGAGAAGCAAGACCAGGAGAAAUUAGAAAGUCCAGUAUUAGUGUCUGGAUUCAAAGAGGGUGAGACACAUGGAGAAAGUAAUCAAAAAGCAAAGAGAAGCAGAUGCUUUUACUUCCCUAACGACUCGAUAUCUUUCUUGGAGAAAUCAGUUCAUUCUCAAUCAUCAAAGAUGAUUCCCACAUCUAAUCAAACUGCAGAAAAUUCUUCUUCCAAGUCUACGAGUUCCUUGAAGAGCGAUUCAAAGAGUUCACAUAGAAAGAGAGAGACAACUGCAGGUAACAACGCAUUGAAACCAACAAAGAUGAGCUUCAAGGUUGUAAGUCGUCCAGCAGUCAACAAAUGGAAGCAAAAAGGGAAAAUGCCUAAUCAACAGUUUAGGAGCAAAUCAGCUGUUUCAACUAAUGAAAGUAGUAGUGAAUUUGGAUCCAAUGAGAUGUCUCAGCCUAGUCCAGGGAACAGUUUCUCGGAGGACACCAGCAGCCUUAGUUCAAACUUCAUCACGCGGAAGAAUAGUACUAAGACAUUAAUGGAUGUGCAUAUGGCAGUUCAAGGCACCUAUAGAGUAGAGCAUACUCCCCUUGUUUCUCUAACGAGUAGAUUAAACGGAAAGGCAAUCAUCGGGCACCCCAUCAACAUAGAAGUGUUAUAUGAUAGUUCAAUUUUUCCUGCUAAAAAGGAGAGCUCUUAUCAGCUGAAAAGCACUAACAGAAUGCCUCAACUUGUUUGGAGAAAGUCAAAGAGAACUCCCGUCUGUUACACAAGUUCUACUUCCUCUUUUGCAACUAAGCAUGAGAGCAUUCAGCAAAGCAACAAGAAACUUGGAGAUUCGAGUUCCCAAGCAAGAAAAAAUGGCCCCUUUAAUACUAAGUCUCGUGGGAAGUUAUCGAAGAAGCCAAACGUGUCAAAGAAUAAACCAAGAACAGUACUGCCUUCUGUUACAUGUGUGCCUGUGAAAGACAUAUUCAUCAAGUUAAUCGGGGCACUUGGAAAUGUUUGAUCAUAAGCAGGAGGUGUUCAUAACUUGAGUAUUUAUUGCCCUUUAUGAUUUUCUGAGUAGGAGAAAGCUUUCUGUAAAUAUUACAGUUUGCUUAGUUUUUGCUGACAUUAUGAGAAAUGUAAAUUGACAUACUAAAGUAGGUUAAUGUCUCCUCUGUAAGUAUCCUUAACUUACAAAAAUAUGACAAAAAGAUUGCUCAGCCUUUUGUUCUUCCAACAUGAAAUCUAUCUAUUAGUCGGUUCUAGUAAGAUUG